This is a messenger RNA of Phytophthora nicotianae INRA-310, 2766 nucleotides long. RefSeq lists its product as hypothetical. The transcript has a single exon. The record is from RefSeq and is a predicted model, not a curated record. Bases 1 to 2766 code for a protein of 921 amino acids. Gene Ontology annotation, molecular function: protein binding. Gene Ontology annotation, biological process: retrograde transport, endosome to Golgi. Gene Ontology annotation, cellular component: trans-Golgi network. NCBI's taxonomy places the organism in Eukaryota, Oomycota, Peronosporomycetes, Peronosporales, Peronosporaceae.
AUGGCGUCUCCGUCCGCUCGCGCGUCGUCCCCGGUCUCGGAUCGCCACCACCAGCAACAGGAGGCUCUGUGCAAGAUCCUGACGCGUCGAUCCAUGCGAGUCUGGGCCUCUAAAUCGUCCCAGGAGCGGAGCAGUCUCGCCGAGAGCCUCCUGCAGCUCUUCUCGAGCGGAUCGUCGGCUUCUGCGGCCUCUAGCGCCGCUGAAAUCGCCCAAAGACCCAUCACACGUCGUCCAGGCGUGGAGGAGGUCAAGAACUGCGUGCUCUCGAGCGUGUACCCAUGUCUGCCGCCGCAAUGUGACCCUCUACGUGGCGAGAUCUGGCAGGUCCUACUGAACGUCUACAAACGCAACCAGCACGGCUCUGCAGCCCAGGAAUUCGACCGAAUGUUGCAAAGACUAGGGAAACUCCCUAGAGACCCUCUGCUCGUGGACGAGUGCGGCGAUGUGGCCGAGAUCCUCGAACCUACUGACCUGAAGAGUAGAGAGCGGGUUCAACAGGAGCUGGAGGUGCUGCUCAUGUGGUUCUUGACCACAAAGAGUGUGGCGUAUUCCACGGGAAUGGCUCGUGUGGUAGCCCCGUUCUUCCUGCUGAAGAUGCCGCUCCCUACCAUCUACGACUGCUUCUACCAGUACUGUGCCCAUUUCCUGCCCCAUUUUGUGGUAGCAGACAGCUUGUUCGCCGACUCUCCAGGCUUGAGUACUGUGGGAGGAGGACUGGGCAGUAACAGAGGCAGUAGCAGCAGUAUGGAGGAGGCUUUCUCUGGACAGAGAGGGGCUCUGGAGAGAUCGAGUUCGAUGGACUCGACGUCGUCCCUGGCGGAGGAGAGUAAACGUCGUGCAGAUGAAGAAGAAGCGCAGACAUUGAGACGAGAACGACAGCAAUUGGUGGAGCAGUUAUUGAGUUAUCAUGCACCACAACUUGCGCACUUUUUGAACCAAUGGUGCGGCAAUGAGUGGAGUGUGGCCGGGAAGCUCUUUGCGGCGGACUUUUUGCUUGGACACCUGUACCAAGUGGUCCCUCCUGCGGCGUUUGUGUACGUGAUGGACCAAUAUUUGCUGACUGGAGACUCGCUUUUCGGACUAUUUUUUGUGAUCGCGGCGCUAAUUCAACGUGAAGAAGUACUCACCGCCUGUACGUCAACUGAGGAAGUACAGGACCAAAUUCGAGCCACAUUCGACUUGAAGGCUUUUGCAGACGAAGAGAACGUCCGCUUCCUGUGUCUUUCAGCGUCUCGUCUGCGUAGUAAGACCCCAAAGACGUACAAGUGCUCGCAACGUGAAGGUACAGCGGAUAUCCGAUGCUCGUCGCGUCAGGCCAUCGAGAUCGCUUACGGUUCAGGAGCUGGUAUGGCGGCUAAGAAGGUGCGAACACAGUCCAGUAGCAGCAUGAAUGGUCCGCCGUCUGGAGGUAUCAGCGCUCCGUCAAGUAAUGACCGGAAGUCUACAGCUGAAGCUGCAGUGGAUAUGUCACAAUGGGUCAUGAAAGAGUCACGUUCGAUUGCUGGAAAGAUCUUCUGGUAUCAUACGCAGACGGGCAAGACUCAGUGGGAACACCCAGCAGAGAAACAUGACCCGCCUUCAGCGUAUUUUGCGUUGCCUGUGAGUGUGGAAGAAGUUGGAGUACAACUUAUGGGCGGCGAGAAGCCUGGUGACCAGCAAGCGGGUAAUGGCAAUCUCCGCUUCUUUGUCGUCGACUGUCGAGGCUUACGCAGCUCCGAAGACCUGAAGAGUGGACGUAUUCCGGUCGCGUAUACGUUGGAUCCUUCGGUGUUUGACUCGCCGGAGUUGAUCGCGAAGAGCAUGGAGGCGUUUAACCCGAUGAAGUCUCAGGUUCACGUCGUGUUGGUGGGUCAUGGAGUCGGUAUUCCGCCUGAAUUAGUGACGUCAGAAGAUGUCAAGACGAGCAUUCGAGACGCUGUACGACUGGACACAGACUGUCUUAACCAGGCUGCUCUGUUCUUCCAGAAGCGUGGCUUCCGAUUCGUGAGUACACUUGACGGAGGAUACUCGUCUUGGCACGCGUUCAUGCGUGAUCGCGCUGGCUCGUCUCCUCAAGAAUUGCUGAACCACGUAGCAGACCAGUGCGUGUAUUGUCGCUACGAUACCAUCCUGCGUACAGGUGAAGAUCCGCUCAAAAAGAAGUCGAAGCAGAAGAAGCCGAGACGUAAGAAAGCGAUGCCUACUACUACGUCGAUGCCUGUGAAUGGUGGAGAGGGAGACGCCAGCAUCGUCUCGACUAGUGAACUGAAUCGUGCCAGCAGCACUAGUGUCGGUAGUAACGGCAGUACGUCUAGACGUCAGCUGUCACUUUCUCGGAACUCGAUUACAUCGAUGAGGAGUAAACUGUCUGAGGUUUCAAUCCCCAAGAAGUGGGGGUGGAGACGACGGUCGUCCGCUGCGAGUGCGAGCAACCAGAACGACAGUGGCUCAUCGUCUGAGACGGCGACUGUGGAAGACGGCGGCAGUGACCACGGAUCCUCUACGGAUGAUCAGGAAGAGAAGAACGAGGAGGUGACACACGAGAUGCUACGUGCUGCACUGGAAGAGCCUGAAGACCCCAACGUGGAAGGUUCAGAAGCGAAGGAUUCCAAGUUUGUGGGUGUCUUUACGAUAGACUAUAGCGAGGAUGAGGAUGAAGACAACAAGGAACCGGCGGAUAAUAACGAGGCGGAUAAGGCCGAAGUGUUGAAAAACACGGAGCACGAAAAGGUUCCAGCUAUUGGGGCUGUUGUUGGACCAGAAACUGAGCCUACGGUCUCGGCAUGA